AUGCCUCGAGUUAAACCAAGACAAACAUCCCAAGCAUCACAAGCCUCCCAAGCAUCAAUCCGCUUCCACUCCUUCUCAAACACCCUCCUCGCCUACCUCGUCCCCAUAUGGUCCCUCCUCAACCUCACCCUCACCCUCCUCUCCACAACCGCCUGGAUCGCCGCCCGCACCCGCAUCCUCACCGGCCCCUGCAAAAACUCCUCCUACGGCCAAUCCGGCGGCUGCGAUUUCACCCGCUGGGGCCUCUACUUCUUCGUCUCCGCCUGCGCAUCCAUCAGCACCUUCACGGCCUCCUUCAUGGCCCUCACAUCCAUCCUCAGACCAAAACCUUCCGCCCUCGACCCCAUCUGGGUCUUUCGGGGGGUCUUCUUCACGCUGAUUCCGCUCAUGACAAUUACUUGGAUCGGAUGGAGCACGCCUGAUAAGCCGACUGGGAUUCUCAAGUUCCCUCGCGGGUUUGAUGACGAUGUCGCGACGCACUCUUUUCAGAAACCGCUGAGAGGGAUUGGGGGCGGCUUCAUUUUCGAGGUCAUGGAUCCGUGGAGGGAGACAUUGCCGGCUUUUAUACUGCUUCACAUCAACUUGUUCAUUGGUGCUUUACUCGCCGGAUACUCCACCGCCGUCUGCCACCCGAUCGCACCUCCUAAUACUCUUGCUCAUGCUUGUAAAGACCGGGGGUCUAAGGGCCUUGUUUUUCUCCCGAUUGCAUAA
Messenger RNA from Trichoderma harzianum CBS 226.95, 711 nucleotides. RefSeq lists its product as hypothetical. The record is from RefSeq and is a predicted model, not a curated record. The transcript has 2 exons. Lineage: Eukaryota; Fungi; Ascomycota; Sordariomycetes; Hypocreales; Hypocreaceae. The coding region runs from base 1 to 711 and encodes 236 amino acids.